Molecule: messenger RNA, 776 nt
Organism: Cynara cardunculus var. scolymus (artichoke)
Lineage: Eukaryota; Viridiplantae; Streptophyta; Magnoliopsida; Asterales; Asteraceae
Exons: 2
Coding region: 168-761 (197 amino acids)
Source: RefSeq, a predicted model, not a curated record
CCAACAGAUUCAGAUAUCCAUCUUCUCCAGAACCAUCUUCACGAACAGGAACCAUCUUCACGACCAGAUCGUUCCUCUUCUCCAGAACCAUCUUCACGAACAGAUCGUUCGUUCCUCUUCUCCAGAACCAUCUUCAUGAACAGAUUGAUAGAACCAUCUUCACGAACAUGCUCCAGAACCAUCUUCACGAACAGAACCUAGAUCGAUAUCAACAGAAACAUCAUCGUCUACCCGAACCCACAACAGAUACGAUAUUGUAUAAGUAUUAUGUUGUUGAUGCUGGAUAUCCAAAUACUAAAGGUUAUCUUGCCCCAUACAAAGGAACAAAUAUUCGUUAUCACAUACUUGAUUUCCGUCGCGGACAAACUGCAGCAACACGUGCUCCCAAAGGAGCAAAAGAGACAUUUAAUUAUUAUCACUCAUCACUAAGGAAUGUUGUUGAACGAACUUUUGGAGUAUGGAAAGCUAGGUGGCAAAUACUAAAAGAUAUGCAUGCCAAUUACACCUAUGAGACACAAGUAAAUAUUGUGCUAGCGUCGAUGGCAAUUCACAAUUAUGUUAGAAUGAACGGAAGUUUUGACGAAGCAUUUGACAUGGCUCAACAAGAAUCAUACAACCCUCAUAUUGAUAUUGAUGAUGAAGGAUGUGGUAGCAACAAUGAAGCACAUGAAAACACAAGUUUUCGUCGUAGGAGUGACGAUCUAUAUAUGAGUGUUGUAAGAGAUAUGAUUGCAGGAGAUCUAAUAGGUAGAUCCAGAUGAAUAUUUAUUAUAAAU